Guyanagaster necrorhizus is the source of this 1053-nucleotide messenger RNA. RefSeq lists its product as uncharacterized. The record is from RefSeq and is a predicted model, not a curated record. The transcript has 7 exons. The coding region runs from base 1 to 1053 and encodes 350 amino acids. Lineage: Eukaryota; Fungi; Basidiomycota; Agaricomycetes; Agaricales; Physalacriaceae.
AUGGAUCAUCGGUCGAAUUUUCUCCGAUCUACAGAAUUUGGGUACAAUAUUGAUAUCUUUGCAUAUACUCUCGUCAUAUAUGCACGACAGACCCAAACAACACUCGACUGUAGAGCCUGGGCAAUUGGGCGUCUCCUUCUUUCUUCAUUACCUCCAUCUUCUUUCCUGAAUACCACUCUUCUCCGCUCUGUUUUCAUAAUGCCUCGUGACAAUGCCAACGCUCCUCCCUUCUCCACUGUCUCCACCCCAAGUGCGGACACGCCAAGGACAUUCUUUCUCGCGACAGGGCUCGCACGCAGAAGCUCAUAUCCGGCAUGCAGCCUCACGGACCUCUUGUCAUCCAGGAGAUGGGCAAGAGAGACUGUCCGGGUCGCACACCGGCUAUUCUCAGUGCGCGCUAGCGUUCAGCCGUUACUUAUACCGCCGUGGGGGAAGAUCGGGGAGCCUGAUCAAUCUUUCACGCUUCUCAUUGAUACGGGUGUGUAUUCUGUUAAUAUUAUUGAACCCCGCCUCUUUAGCUUACGCAUUCCACAGGAAGCCUCCAACACCUGGGUCGGCGCUGACAAGGAACACAAACCAUCGCCUUCGUCCAAAAACACUCGGAAAUCCAUUAAUGUUAGCUAUGGCUCUGGCUUCUUCACUGGAACAGAGGUGAUCGAUCGACGCGAGCUCUCCCCUGACCUUGUUAUCGACCAACAGUCCAUCGGUCGAGUUCAUUGGUUCGUGAUGAUGGCUUCGCUUUCCUCCAGAGGUUCUGUAGUGUUUAUGACACGACGAACAGUCACGUUGGACUGGCUAAUAUCCCCCACACCCAGGAUAAUACCAAUUAAUGACUUAUCCCUUAUUCUACCAUUCGCUUCGCUCAGUACGAUUGUUAUACCAUGGAUGGUGUUUAGACUUGCUGAGAAUAUGGGUGACCGCAUGAAACUAGGGGUCGAACCUCCAAGGCACAGCAGACGAUGCGUCAUUGCUCGAGAUAUUCUAUCGUUUGAAAGGGCCAAAACUAUCUUCUGCGGAAUCGAGGCAAAAUGCAUCCGGCAACUAGAAUUGUAG